AUGUAUUUCCAAGCGGCCACCCUCGCGGCUCUUAUUGCUGUGGCUCACGCCCGAUUCAAUCAAGAGCAAAUCCCAAUUCCCGCCAUUGCCGCCGUCCAGGGUGGUCGUCCCGGUGUUGCAGCUACCAUUGCAGGUGCUGCCGUCAGCGAUCUGCUCGCUGCGACCAAUGCUUGUGACAAGCUUAAGAGAGGGGACCAAAUCAUCUCCGAGCUCGGGACAGGAGCUGAUGCUAUCGCUGCUGCUAUUGGCAUCGUGGCAGCUGAGAAGAACUUCAAUCCGUUCGUCCAGUCAAUUCCUACCAUCUGCAAUGACCCUACGUUACCAGCGACCGAUGUCCUCCGCGGUAUCACUCAGUUGAUCGAUCCAGCUGUUGUUGGCUCAGAUAUUGCCAAUGCAUUGUCUGCCCAGACCAAAGUCACUCCUUUGGACGCUACGGGCAAGAGUGUUGCCGAUCUCCUGGCUGAGAAUGGAUUCACCAAUUUCACCACUCAAGAUGCUGCUGGCAAUACGGGUGCUGCACCUGCGGGUGAUGCCGCUGUUUCUGACGCCGGAGCUGCCACCGCUGCUGCUUCCACUGGGGCUGCUUCUGCCUCGACUACUGCCGCUGUCGUAGUAUGUGGAGGUGCUCCAACUGCCACAGAAGCCCCCAUCACCGCCACCGAAGCUGCCGCAGUCUCCACCACUACUACCGCUGCAGAGGCUGUCUCAACCACAGCUGCUGCAUCAGGCGACUCGUCGGUCCAAGCAUCAACUGUGGCAGGCGCUGAUUUCGGCCUAUGCGUGCCUACCAUGAAAUUCGAAGGCGGACUCGGUGGCCGCCCAGCUACGGAGUUCACAUUCUUGCCCAUUGACCCUCUCUGCGCUCAGGGACAGCAGGAGGCUUUGAACCCGAACAUCAUCACAAACCGUAUCUGCGACCAACUGACCAACGUCUGCGAGGCCAACGAUGCCGCCAAGUCUCUAUGCCGUGAUGCCCAAGCCCAGAUUCAGGCCCUGGGGACCCGCGACAAGACUACAGCCGAUACUUGGAACACCUUGCUUGGCUUCGAGGGUGCCGUUACCAAUCCUGACGGAGGAGCCGACUCGCCACCUGCCAAGAUGAGAAUGGUUCGAUCAUACCGUGCUUGA
Exophiala xenobiotica is the source of this 1128-nucleotide messenger RNA. RefSeq lists its product as uncharacterized. The record is from RefSeq and is a predicted model, not a curated record. Bases 1 to 1128 code for a protein of 375 amino acids. The transcript has 3 exons. NCBI's taxonomy places the organism in Eukaryota, Fungi, Ascomycota, Eurotiomycetes, Chaetothyriales, Herpotrichiellaceae.